AGAGAGAGAGAGAGAGCGAAACGUUCGCUGCAGUGAUCGUGCUUGUGUUCGCAGUGAAACGGACAGAGAGGUCGAGAGCGAGAGAAUUAUCAUGUAUAUGGAGGUUCCUUUGCAAUGGACAAUAGACUGCGGAUAACGUAACGUAAGGGGAGAAGAAUACACGUGAACGGGUUAGGCUUGUUCCUGACCGAAAAAUAGAAAACACACAACAAGGAUGAAACGUUUUGUAUGUUCGGUCGUGCGUUCGCUUUUUCAGAACACGAGCUAAUACGUCGAAGAGUUGGAAGUGUUCGCGUAGAGCGAACGUGCGUGUAUUGUGGGUGUAAAUACGCCUAUGUUUUCGAGUCGGAUGAAAUAGCGUGGUAUGUCACGAGCACUGAGAAUUCCGCGCGGUCCCGUUUUAUCUUCUCGAAUUUCUUUCAUGCAGAUAUUCCACGAAUAAUGGAGACGUUAUUACCGGGGAAUGCGAACAGUCAGUCGUAUAGCCCGCAGUUGAAGACCGUUUUGAAGACAUAUCAAUUAUCUGCUGUAAAAAGCUUACAGGGUCCAAGCUCGGCCCUGCUUGGUAUGGACUGCAAAAGCCUACUGCAGGAGGAACCCUGUUAUUCGCCCAACCGAUCGAGUGGUUGCGUUGCCGAUGCGGAGCCGAUCUCUAAGGACACCGUCGAAAAGGACAACAAUCCGUCGGUAACGCCUAUUGGCUCUUGCAAGACCUCGGUUCGUAGGAGCGAGCAAUCGCACGAAGACUCCGACGAAGAUCCGCAACUAGAACGUUCGAAGAACACCUCUGAGAAGAGGGAAUUGGAGUUUCAGAUACCGAUCUUGACAGCACCGGACCAAAGUUGCUCCGAGAGAUGCGAGACGAUCCUUGAGGGCGAGAGGAUAUCGUGUUUUGUCGUAGGCGGUGAGAGGAGGUUAUGUUUACCGCAGAUAUUGAACACUGUUCUGCAAGAAUUUUCGCUUCAUCAAAUCAAUCAAGUCUGCGACGAGUUACAAAUUUAUUGUUCGCGAUGCACCCGUGAUCAAUUGGAAGAACUUAAGCAUUCGGGGAUUCUACCGCGCAACGCACCUUCCUGUGGCCUUAUCACUCAAACAGAUGCCGAGAGGCUCGUCAGUGCUUUGCUGUUACGGACAGAGUCGUGCGAUCCCUCUCAGAUCGGUAAUCAAGAUAGCCUCGAUAAGAAAGCAUGUACCAAAAGUGACGACGAGGAGUCUAUUGUCAAGUUUAAGGUGUAUCACGAGUGCUUCGGUAAAUGUAAAGGAAUCUUCGAUGCGAGUCUGUUCGAGUCGGACGAGUCUGUAUGUAUAGAGUGUACAGAUUGUGGUUAUCAAUUCUCGCCUCAACGUUUUGUCAGACAUGCUCAUAGAUCUCUUGAAAAUCGUACCUGUCACUGGGGCUUUGAUUCUGCAAAUUGGCGAGCAUAUCUGUUGCUUUCGCGAGAUCAAGAUCAUUAUAACAAAUCGCUCAGCUUGUUUCGAGAACUGAAGGAGAAACAUCUCACACUGGGCUCGAAACGAAAGUCAGAGUUGCGGCACGAUUCGGAGAAAUUAAAACGAAUUAGAAAAGAUAUAGGAAGAGAAGAUUGUCCAGGAAUUUAUAAUGGAAACGGCUUAGGCAUGUAUCAUCCUGUAUCUCAGGUAGCUAAUACAACUGAUCCAUAUCUACAAAUGUCAUGGGCAGUCUUUGAAUUAGCAGCUAGAGGAGCUUCAGCUUUUAGACCGUGGAAUACCACAAAUACUUGCAAGCAUAAGGAUAAUUCAUCAUUGGUGCCUGCGUAUCUCAGUCGUGGUCCACCUGUACUACAACAUCCAGAGCAUGUGGUUCCUCUGUCUGAAUGCAAACGUUUUGAACCGCAUUUUCAACCAAACGUAGCCUUAGCACCUAUACCUGCACCAUCAGUGCCUGUAGUACUUCCACCAUCUGCUCAUCAUCAACGACGACUUCAUCAUGAACAUAAACGUUAUAAUCAUCAUUUGUCGAGUUCUAACGAGAAGAAAGAAGUUUCGUCGGAUAACGUCAAGUCUGAAAUAACAUCUCCCAGUUCCGCUAUCGGCGUGUAUUCCGUAUUCCCUUCAUACGCACCGAAUACGACCGAAAGCGAUCAGAAAGAACUGUCACAAAAGACUAAGCACGAGAUGGGUGAAGAAGAAGAAAGUAGUGCUGCUGUAACAUCUUCGACGAUAAACAUAGAACCACCUUUAGCCGAAAUUGGAACCUCUUCGCUGGAAAGUGAUUCCGACUCGGAAGGAACGGCAGCGAUAGACUUGGAGGAAAGGUUAUUAGCUUUGGAUGUACCACAAGAUGUUCUAGAAUUGGCACGACGCAUAGUUUCAGAAAAUGCACAAUUACGACGUCAUCGGCGUUCAGACGCACGCGAAAUAUCACGAUUACGCAAUCAGUUACAAAUGCAGCAAAUACAAUCAUCUAAUGAUGGUGAUAAAAAGGAGGAACUGAUAAACGCAGCGAGUGCAGCAGACAGUACAGAAGGUAGUGAGGAAACGGAAGUUGUAUUACCGUCAACUAAUAAAGAGUCUGAACCUAUUGUUCUAGCUGUUAGUAAAGAAUAAAAUCAGUGAUUAGAGUUUUUUAAAUUAUUUAAUACAAAAUUGCUCAGCAAUUUUUUGCAACGCUCAUCUUUUAUCAGAUAAGCAUGCAUUAAAUUUAGUACUAGCUAUAACGAUAAUGAUAAAUUCUAAAUAAAUAACAAUUGUUUAGAUUAUGUGAUAUAUAGAAAGCCUUUAACAUUGUAGUCGUUAAUUUGAAAGUUUUAUUGUAACCAAUACUUUCAUUAUAUCGAUUUUAAUUAAAAUCGAAUGUAGAUAUUGUAAUAUAUAGAAAAAGUAACAUAAGUUAACCAAAAUUUAUUAUGCCAUUUAAUAUUAUACUUAAUGGUUUUUAAAUAAGUUUCUUAUGCAUAUUAAAUAUGCAUAUACCACAAAGAUUUUAUGAUCAUUUGUUUAAUUAUAAAAUUAAACAAUGGUCAGAAAAUAAGAGAUUAAAUUACUUUUCAUUUACUUUUUUAUAGUCAUGAUUGCAUAAUGUAAAUAAUGACCCAAGUAUCAUAGAUAUAUGUUUAUAUUGAUAAUAUUAUUAUGUAAAAUAUUGCUAAAGUACAAAAAAUCUUUAGGUGCUAUAUUAUAUUAGGAAUGUUCUAAGCAGAAAUCUAGGUGUAUUUCAAUUCAUAUUACAUCGUAAUAUCGAAAAUCUCGAUUAUGUUCUAGUUAUUGUCCUAUUAUAGCGUUAAUAAUUGCGAAAUUUUAUUUCGUCCUAAUAAUUUUUUUGUUAGAGUGAUUAGUUAAUCUAUAUAUUUCAAAAUUGCGAAAUUAUUAUUCAAAUGAUAUAUCAUAGUAAAUCGAAAUUUAAUUUAUAUUUGAAAAAGUUAUUACAUUUUUGUAUGUUGAAUUAUUCUUGUAUUAUAAGAAGAAAUUAUUUUCAACUUGUUAAAUAUACAUUCAUUAUAUCACGAACCAUUGGAUAAAGGAUGGAAUAUAUUAUUUCGUAAAAGAAUGUGUAAAAUCGUGUUAUGAAUAUUUUUUUCUGUCUUUCUCUCUUUUUUUUUAUAUUGAUAUUUAUUUGUGACAUGUAUCUACAUAUCAUUUUAGUUAUAUGUAAAAUUAAAAGAAUUUAACCCCGUGGGUUUUGAAAUAUUAAAUGUGAUUUAUUAUAAAUAUUUUUACACGAUCAGAAAUUAAUUUGUAUGAACAUAAUAUAAUCCAUAUUUAUAAGCAAUUCUGAAAUGAAGUUAUAAGCACAACUAAUUUUUAUUUAAUGUUAUUUUCAUUUCUACUCGUUAUAAUAAUAGAAGCAACACAUUUUUUCCAAUUAUCCUUGCAAAAGCAACACUGACUUAGAGAUAUACCUAGAUACAUAUUAGACAUCUAAGUAUAAGAAAAUACGGAUAUGAAAAUAUAAAGAUUAUAAAGAAAGAAUAUUUGUACAUGUUCUUGAUAUAUAUUUCUUUUUAAUCUUAUUAAUUUAAAUGUUUGCCUUUAUUUCUUUAUUUUCUUAAAUUUGUUAUCAUUGUAUUGUUUAUUCCAUCUCGCAAUAUGUAAAAUUAUUAUAAUUUAAACAUAAAUUUUAAAAAUUCAAUGUAUUAUUGUUGAAUCAUAACAUGAUUUCGUCCCUUUUUUUCUAAAGGGCUAGUUAAAUUUUUCAAAUAUAUAAAAUUUUUUAAAAAUUAAACAUAUAUUGGAAAGGUUAUUUUAUAAGCUUUAUAAGCUUUUUGUAUCAGAUACAUUUUAGAACAGUAUGAAAUAAAUCUCACACAUAUUUACAUAUGAUAUAGCAAGAAAAAAAAAACAGUAACUAUACAACAGUUGUGUAUUUGAAAUAAACAUAUACACAUAUUUCGAGACUGCUUCGGAGAUCUCUUAUCACAUACAUUUUUCUAACAUAACAAGAGUGCCAGUAAUUCUUGUAUCAUAUUGAAGCACAACGCAUAAGAAAUUUCCAUUUUCAAUUUUCUUAUUCAUAAACACUUCGCUUUUUAAACCUAAGUAAAUCAUGAAUUUCCAAAGCAAUCCAUUAAAGGAAGGAAAAAAAUUGAUAAAAAUAUAUAAAUAUAAUUGAAUACUUAGGAUAAAUGCAUUCAUUAUUAUAUUCCAUAUAACAUUUGGUCAAUAUAUAUAUUCGAACUUCAUAUAUAUAUAUCAUAUAUAUAUAUGACAUGUAAGUUACAUUGUAUUGUUGUAAUAAUAUAAGCAUCCCACCUAAGGUGAACAGUGUAAUAAUUUAUGAUUUUCAUACACUCAGUUUAUUAUAGAAUAUCUAGAAUAUUGUAGUAAAUAAUACAUGCACGAAUUGCAUACAAAACUCGAUUGUUUGCAUAUAUCUGAGAUCUGCGUAUAAAAAUUUUCAAUAAAAAAAUCAUGUAACUGCCAUGACUAAAGAUGUAUUUUAAUUUUGAAUGGAUGACGUAUUUUAAGUUAAAGUGGGAAAUUAUAAAUACAUAAUACGUGACGCCUGACUUUAUUAACAUUUAUGCACGGAAACGCAUUAAUGUGGAUUUCGUUCGUUCGAAUAAAUAUUUUUCUGCCGAUUCUCUUGGAGUGAUUUAUAAGAGGGUACAAAACGUUAUUAAGUGUUUCGUAAAUAAGAAAUACUGUUAUUGUUAUGGUAUAUUCGGUUCAAUUUGCACUGUCGAAUAGUAACUAGUAUACUUAUUGCAUUAUUAUACGCAUACGUUCAAUAUUAUGCGUGAUAUUGUAGCCAAUGUGCGUAUAUUUAUGCAUUAAUAUCAGAAAACUCGUUCGAUUCUCAUUUCAAAUAUAGUAGGCUAUAAUAGGAUUUCGUGCUCAUGAUAGAUGUAAUGAUACGAAAUACUAAUCGAACGAAUUUCGAUGUCCCAUUGUUUUCUCUUUACAUGCCCAUGAAUCCGGAACUCAAGAAAAUAAACUAUUGAGCGAUAUAGAUAAAGCGUUCGUUAUAUGCUAAAUAUUCAGACGCAAUAAAACAUAAUUAUUCGACGCAAAUUAUUUCAUAGAAUUUAAAUGACCUUAUACGUGAUAAUUAUAAGAUAGAAUUAUGCGUAAAAUAUUGCUUCGUGAAUGAACUUAGUAACUAGUGUUUAUUGGUCUUUAAUAAAAUAUAUACAUGCAUAAGUAGAAUGCACACUCAUUAGAGAGAAAGAGAGAGAGAGAGAAGUAUGAUGAAACGUUUUAUUUCAGACUGAUUUCGAGUUUAUUUCGUCGAUAAAACAAACAAUGAAUAGAAGCUAUGUUAAUCAAUUAGUAAUAAUAUGAAAACAAUUGGUAUUUACCGGGGACGUGGUAUGUAUAUUAUGUUAGUAAAGUGUGCUGAGAUUCUCGCGUAAUAAAUUAUCUCGGAUACGCUAUCAAUAGUUUAUUUUCUUAAUUUAUACUUACUCUUCGAUAAACGACAUAAUAGAUUUAGACGUGCAGUAGCUUACGAAAGUAUUUGAACACCGACCAUAGAAAUCUUUUAUAUUUAUUGCACACACGUGUUACACCAAACAUUUUAAAUUUUCAAUAGCACAGUAACGACACGAUCAUGUCAUAAUUGUACAUGUAUUGCACAUGAAUUUGAAACUUGAGUAUGCAAUUUUUAGAUGUUUCGAAAUUUUGCCAGUAUAUUCAUGGUAAUCAAAGUCUCAUUGCUACGAAUGAAAUUUAAAAAUGUUUCGUGUCACGCGUGCAAGAUAUUCGUAAAAGAUUUUUACGAUUGUUCGAAUACUUUUACGAGCAACUAUAAAUGUGUUUCGUACAUUACAUAAUACUCAUAAGGAAUUAAGUACAUAAAAGAAGUGCAAUACGAAAGUACAAAAUUUGAUGUUUCAUUUGAAUUUUAUAUAUUUUACAACAAAAGAAAAGAACAACAAAAGAGAUACGUGCGGAUAGCUUUUUCGAUAUUCUAAAUUUUUUUAAGAUAUAUAAGACUUUCGAGAAUCUUUUACUAUCAGAAUAUCUUUACUGUAUGUAAGACCAUGUCCCUGAUAACGUACUUACAUAUAUAACGUUGAACUUUUGAAUAAUAUUGUCUAAUAAUAAUAAAAAAAAGAAAUGAAAGCGGUUUAGAACGAUUUAAUGUUAUACAAUUUUCUAACCACUUUAAACAUUAUCUUGAAUUUUUGUAUGACCGAAUUUCUAUAUUCGAACGACGAAUUCCAUGUUCUUAUGGAUGGAUAUUUAAUAUAUGAAGUAGCUCCGGUAGUGAUCUGAUUUUUCGCAUAAUUGUAGGGUAAAUGUAUAUAUAAUUAUUUUCAAAAAAAAAAAAGAAUACUCAUUGUUAAAUGUAUA
Molecule: messenger RNA, 6756 nt
Organism: Frieseomelitta varia
Lineage: Eukaryota; Metazoa; Arthropoda; Insecta; Hymenoptera; Apidae
Product: ski oncogene
Exons: 4
Coding region: 229-2568 (779 amino acids)
Biological process (GO): negative regulation of BMP signaling pathway
Cellular component (GO): nucleus
Molecular function (GO): SMAD binding; DNA-binding transcription factor activity, RNA polymerase II-specific; RNA polymerase II cis-regulatory region sequence-specific DNA binding
Source: RefSeq, a predicted model, not a curated record